UUAACCUUUUUGUCCUCUUCUCUUCUCUUCUCUUCUCUUCUUUCCUCUUCUUUCCUCUUCUUUCCUCUCUUUUCUCUUCUCUUAUUUUCUUCUUGUCCAACCCCACAUUCUCCUGAAAUAAAAUUUUCUCUCCCAAUCCCUAUUAACUGAUCCGCAGUCAGUCACUCAAGCCAUUCAAGCAGUCAGUCAAGCAAGUCUCCCCCCAGCACCCGAGUAUAUCCCAUAAUCCGUCCUCUUUCAAUCCCAGAGAUGCAGCACCAACAUUCACCAUAUAACCAUCAUCAACAUCAACAUCAACAUCAUCAACAUCAUCAACAUCAUUAUCAGUCGCCUACACAACACUCGCAAUCUUCACAAUCUUCACAAUCGCAAUACGGAUAUCAACAGACACCUCGUCAACAUUAUAAUCAUCAAGAUCUCUAUAAACAGGGCUCUACCCGUGAGCAACAAUAUCAGCAACAACAAUAUCAACAAUACCAACAUGCAGUACAACAACAGCAACAUCCUCCUCAAAACCCUGCAGUAAUCCAGAGUUCAUUAAAGGCUUGGUUUGAUGCGGUUGAUACGGAUCGUUCUGGAAAUCUGUCAUGUGAAGAGUUGCAACGUGCGCUUAUGAAUGGUGACUGGACACCCUUCAAUGUGGAGACUGUGCGUUUGAUGAUGAACAUGUUUGACAGGGAUAACGACGGCACAAUCUCAUUUAAUGAAUUCAUCGGAUUAUGGAACUACAUUGAGAAAUGGAAGGCUUGUUUCCAGACCUAUGAUCUUGAUGGAUCCGGGACCAUCGACACACAUGAACUCCACAAGGCCCUCCGUGGCUUUGGUUACAACCUCAGCGAAGCUAUCGUCCAGUUGAUCGUCACCAAAUACGAUGUCCGGGGCCAAGGUGAUAUCAGCUUUGAUAACUUUGUCCAAUCUUGUGUCACCGUCCAGACCUUGACCGAUGCCUUCAGGAGGAUCGAUGUCGCAGGCACAGGCGUCGUCACCAUGACUUAUGAACAGUUCCUGGGCUUAGUCAUUAACAACCGCUAAGAAUACCCCCCCAUUUCCUCUAUAAAUCAUAUUUUUAUAUUGAUUUAAUUAUUUUAAUUAAAUGUAUAUUUUGACUUUUUUUCUCAAAUGGUCGCCAAUAACGAUAGCAUAGCGUUAAAGCCUUGCAAUCUCAUAUUGCUGCUUCUGAAGAACCUCUUCUUGUUCUGCCUUUUCAAUGGCUUUAAUAAGAUCAUAAGCUGUGCCCCAACUUGAUUGGAAUC
This is a messenger RNA of Lobosporangium transversale, 1253 nucleotides long. RefSeq lists its product as hypothetical. The transcript is spliced from 4 exons. The record is from RefSeq and is a predicted model, not a curated record. Gene Ontology annotation, molecular function: calcium ion binding. The coding region runs from base 250 to 1032 and encodes 260 amino acids. Lineage: Eukaryota; Fungi; Mortierellomycota; Mortierellomycetes; Mortierellales; Mortierellaceae.